Molecule: messenger RNA, 5887 nt
Organism: Apus apus (common swift)
Lineage: Eukaryota; Metazoa; Chordata; Aves; Apodiformes; Apodidae
Gene: UBE2D2
Product: ubiquitin conjugating enzyme E2 D2
Exons: 6
Coding region: 3902-4267 (121 amino acids)
Biological process (GO): protein K48-linked ubiquitination; ubiquitin-dependent protein catabolic process
Cellular component (GO): nucleus
Molecular function (GO): ubiquitin conjugating enzyme activity
Source: RefSeq, a predicted model, not a curated record
UAACUUUUCUUCCUUCUAAAACAGGAUGAGCAAGAACCCUCCUGUUACUUCUGGUAAGAGUAUGACAUGCUACUACUCUACAUACUAAUUUAACAUUUGCUGCCCUUCGGGAUCCCUAAUCCCUCGUUGUGUGUCACGGGAGGUCUAGGUCACUCCCAGGGACAGAUUGGGUGACUCUAUGCUGAGGACACCUGAAGUUACACCUUUCUAAGUAACUGUUGUGGCAUUCUCACAGGCUGUGCUGUCUGCACAACUUCCUAAAGUUCAGUACCUCUAUGGCCAAAGCAGCAAGCAACUUCAUAGAGCUCCCUGCGCUUCUUUGAUAUCUGAAUCAAAUAUAGUGUGGUCACAUGAUGCUGUAGAAGUAAAACAACUUACUCGUCCUAGAUGCUAGUACAGCAAGGUCAGAGUUGACUAUUUUACUCAGGGGUUAGUUAACACAGCACUGUGUAGGAGGGCUACAUGUAAUCCCUGUGGAUCAGUGGUUAAAAUGUGAAUGGAAGGAAAACAAGGUGGUAAAUUAAAGCUUAAAUAAUGAAGUGAUGUUAGACCUUUUUUUAAAAAAAAGUUUAAUAGUUACUGUUGUCAAAUGAUUUACAGGACCACUGGAAACAUUGGUUGUUCUUUGUUUUGUUUUGUGCUCUUGUAUUAUGGAGCUCACCAGAGGACUGAAAAACAGGUUUGGCUCUUUAUUUUUAGACAGGAUUUUGCUCAGUGUGGAGUAUUACUUGUGGCUUCCUCAAGAACAAAAAUCAGAAUGUCUGAUUGUUGCUGUCAUGGCUCACUUGUGUCUUACUUAGCUGAUGAGGUCUGAGAUAGAAGUGUAGGUGGAGCAUCCUUGGGUCACACAGUAGUGUUGUUUCAAAACUACAGAAACCUGUUUGCCCUGCCAGGUUCCCUGUAGGGAACAGCCGAGGAUGAGCUUUUUGGCCUACGCAUCAGCUGGCUGGCUUUCCUCUGCAAGGUUGUUCACCUGGGGUAUGAUUUGGGGUAGUCAUUCUGUUCUUUUCAAAGCUGGAGCAGCUGGUAAAAAAGCAGGAAAAACCCACAGUGAUUCCCUGAAAUCCUACCCUGAAUUUUUUUUUCUAACAUUGUUUUAAAGUAAGAAGAUCUGCUGUCUGGUACGUGUAUUUUUGCCUAGAGAGGAGGGCAAGGUUUAUGGUGUGACCUGACUGGGUGCUUCCUGGUUUUAGUUCUUUGUUCCCCAGUGUGCUUUGAUUAGCUGUUAAUAAGGCAACUUAAUUUUUGCCCUGUACCUUAUGGUGGCUUUCUGGGAGAGGCCCUUAAGCUGCAGGGGCUUGGCAAACUGUGCAGUCUUCUCCAUAUUAAUCAGGGCUUUACACUUUCUGGUUAACUCCUUUUUCUGUAUCAGCAUUAAACUCUUGGUCAUAGCUCAGGGGAGGCAGGUCAGUAGGAUGUUUGUGAGACAGGAGCACUUAGAAAUUCACCUUGUGCUUUAGAACUUCAGCAUGGGCCUUGGGGUGAGUUCAGGUUCUUGCAGUAUGCAUUGGGUGGGAUUUAAGGUAUGAAGUGCCUGAGAUGAGGGCAUGUGUUUACACCUUGUAGAGCCCUGCUGUGUAGGAGAAGCUGUGAGACUCCUGGAAAGCUUUGACUGGGAUGCCCAUGGAACAGCAGGAAUUGAACUUGUGCAGUGUGGUCCCUGCCAAGUGUGCUGUUGAGUGAAGCAUCCGAGCUCAGGGAGUAGGGGAUAUUUAAGUAGGGAAACUCUUCAUCUCCAUGCCAAGAACUCUAAGCUUAGGUAACCUUUCUAAAAAGAAAAAAAAAAUUGCUGCCAAGAGCUUUCUAAAUAAUUUUUGAACUAUUUAGAAGUGCUCAAGUGUAUAGAAACUUACCCAUUCCUAUAGAAGUCUAGGACUGGAUUUAAAAAAGCACUUGAAACCUGAGAAUAAAGAUACUGAAACUAGAGGAGGUGUUAGUGUUCAGCUGUGCUUUCAGGCCAGUGAAAGCUGCAUUUGGUUCUGAGGGGUUUUAGCAGUGGUGUCAAGCUGGUUCCAGUUACUCCGCAACUAUUUCUGCUUUCAAAACAAUAUUUCAAAGAACCUUGUAGUUUUGUGGAAGAGAAAUUACUAAGAUGUAGAGCCACUCUCAGACUUUUCUCCCCUUGAAUUUGCAAGUGUGAUUUGUGCUGUGAUAAACUACCUCAUAGUUUCCAAAGGGUGUAUCAAAGGUGAUGGAGGUCGUCUGGUGGAGGAGAUGGUAACACAAGUUGGUGAAUGUUUAUUAUGAAAAGUUGCUUUAAAGCUUUCUGUAUUCAGCAGUAAUAGCCAGUUCUUGUCCUUGUGCCACCUUCCUUUCUGACAGACCUCUAGUGAAAGACUUGAACUAUGGAGAUCAACACUUGGGAUGUAUGGAAGUGGAUAGCAGGGGCAGCAAGGGAAAGGUGUCUUCUCUGAGAUCCCUGUGCUCUGCUCUGCCUUGGUUGCCUUGUCAGAAUGACAUCUCAGAGUUCAGGAUGUGCUGUGCUUGCAGAAUGGGAUCUUGUGGCUGCUCCAGCAGAUGUAAAUUUUCCCCAGUUGUAAUCUCCUUGUCCCUGUAGUUCAUAAACUUUGGAAAAUGAAGCUGUUUCUGCCAUGUUAACUGUAGGGAUGGGAUUUUCUUGUUAAAGUAGUUUAGCUGUCUUGCACCCACCUCUGGCCUCUGUUUUGAACACAUGCUGGGGAAUGGAUUGCACAGUACACACCCAGAAUGCUAUGCAGUGGCUUAGUUCACUGCAAAACAUCUACUUGUGCUUGUCUAAUUGAAAGUCAGCAACUCUGUACUUAGUCUAAAUGGCUGAUUUUAGAGUAAAGAAUCAACUGAAAUAAGCUGUGCAUGAUUAAUGGAUCUUUCAGUUCAUCAAGCUUGUCCUGGAUGGUAUGAGCAUCUACAGCUUAGCUUCAACAGGCACUUCCCUUGGGUCUAGGGCAGGAGUUGGAAAAAAACACCACCCUUCUAGCUUGUCAAAUGUUAACAUUCACUGUGAAAGCAUUUUUGCUUCUGGUUUCUCUUGGGUUUAAGACAGUGGUUAUAUCAGUUCCUGGUUUAGGUGUGCAGAGGUGUGGGCUGAGGUCCAGCACAGUCACAGUCAAUCUUAUCAGCACCUACUGGUACCUGUGAAAUUCUUGGUGGGUUUUUUUGUGGUGAGUCACAGUCUUCACUGCUGGGUUUCUGCUGCCCUUUUGUCCUCUUGUUGGAGGUUUCUCACUGUCCCAUUGCAGGUGAUCUGGGCUUUGGGUGAAGCUGUCUGAGCCCCUUAAAUGGGUUGACACCACAUAGGAGCUCAUGACCCACUGUCUUGGUUUCCUGUUUGUGCAUUGAGUGCAGAGGUUCUCCAGAUGGCAGCUGUGAUGCCCUUUGUAACCAACCUGCUGCUCUAACCAAACACUCUUCUCCCUUUGCCUUGGCAGGGCUGAUCCCACUCUGCUUUUUUCCCCUUCCUUGUAUGAGAUCAUUCCCAGUUGUAAUGCCUGUAUUACACAUAAUUAAAAGCUGCUCGUGCUGGAUGAGAACAAGUAGUGCCACUCUGGGCCAAAACUGCUGUUGGCACAGUCUGGAAAGCUGCAGACACCACUUGGGAGUUAAGUACACAGCUACAGGUGGCUUCAGCUUCUGGAAGACUUACCUUGCAACAACUGAAGUUUGUUUACAGCUCCCCAGUUCUGAGGGUGCAGUGUAGCUGACAUCAUGCAGAGGGAAGCAUCCCAUGGUACAGAUCAUUGGUGAAGCUGGUGCUCUUUCCCCAGGUGAGCACUAGAGCCUUUGGAGGGCAUAGGAACCCUGAGAACAUCCUAACAUGCCCUGUACAGAUGAACAGCUUUGAUUGUUUUCCUUAUGUUCUGCAGCAUAAAGACAUUGUUAGCAGAUCUUCUGUAUUACCAGAUGAAGAUGUCCUCUUGGUCAGAUGCAUACAAUGUUCCAUUGGCAAGCAACAAUAAUGGGACCAAACGACAGUCCCUAUCAAGGAGGAGUAUUUUUCCUGACAAUUCACUUCCCAACAGAUUAUCCCUUCAAACCACCCAAGGUUGCAUUUACAACAAGAAUCUAUCAUCCAAAUAUUAACAGUAAUGGCAGCAUUUGUCUUGAUAUUCUACGGUCACAGUGGUCCCCAGCACUAACUAUUUCAAAAGUACUUUUGUCCAUCUGUUCUCUGUUGUGUGAUCCCAAUCCAGAUGAUCCUUUAGUGCCUGAGAUUGCACGGAUCUACAAAACAGAUAGAGAAAAGUACAACAGAAUAGCUCGGGAAUGGACUCAGAAGUAUGCCAUGUAAUUAAGAAAUUAUUGGAUAACCUCUACAAAUAAAGAUAGGGGAACUCUGAAAGAGAAAGUCCUUUUGAUUUCCAUUUGACUGCUUUCUAUGAGCCCACGCCUCAUCUUCCCCUGUGCACAUGUUUACCUGAUACAGCAGUGCUGCGUGUUGUACAUACUUGGAACAACAACAUAGAAAUACUGUAUUUCCCCGUACCAACAUUGACUCCUAGCAGAGAAGUGUGUGUGUGAAAAGCUGGUUCUUCAGUCAUAACUUUGUGAGCCUAAAAGCAUUCCUGGUCAAUUUAAAUUGGGUAAGAAAACGGGAACGGGAGCGUUCUGGUGGGUUUCGUUGUUCUAGGGACAGUGUUGCUGAUCCUUGAAGGAUUUUAAGUGGAAUCCUUUUAAACUCAUAACAGUUAUGAAAAGCAAGGUGAAGAACUUGAAGCUGUUUCUGUAUUCAUUUUAUUCUGAAGGACCUACACCUUAGGUAAAUGUUAUGACCAAUGAGAGAAACUGUACCCACAUCCUGUGCUUCAGGUCUGAGUUUAACCGGUCAACAUUUAAUGGAUUGGAGCUAUUAGUGAAUCAAGUGAUGUUGAUUUGUUUCAACUCUCUCCCCUCCUUCAUACUUUUUUUUUUUUUGGUUUGUAUGUGGUUUCUCAGUUAAUACAUAGCUAAUAGCUCUUAUUUUUCUUAAGUUUUUUAACUGCUUAGGUCUUUCUGGAUGUAAGGGUAAAAAUCCAUUUGACAGAAAACUUGUGUAUAUUUAAAGACCCAACUGCUCCCCUGGAGCUUGUACGUUCAAGAAUGAUUAAUCUGUGUAAUAAACUGAUUACUACAGUCAUUACAUAUAACUUGGUGUGAAUAGGCUUUUAAUUUUAAGAGCAGUUUGUUCCAGGCUAAAACUAAUGGUGGAUUUCUCUAAAACUUUUUUUCCAUUCACCAAUGGUUGCAUUUGGAAGUCAUGAAGCAGUUUGGUUUGCAUCACACAAAGGCCGUGCACCCCAGCAGGACAAACAUCAGCUUGAGCAUUGACAUGAAAUCAGGACGUGUAGUAUGCCAGGAACUUGACUGUUAAACCAAAAAAGCAGUUUACUCAAUGAGGAUCUGAGUGACAUUUUACAAAGCCUAAUGGUAUUAUUCCCACUUGCAUGGGACCUAACACAAUGCUUAUGUACUGUAGGUAAGUGAAACCUUAUGUAGCUAAAAUAAUGGAUGUAAAAGGGUAAAAAAAGAAAAGGAAAAAAAAACCCAACCUACCAAACACAUCAGCACAAACUUUCAUAAAAUGUAGCUUUUACAUAAUUACUUUGCACUAAACAUUUGCAAAUGUUCAUACAGUUUUAAAUUGUACUUGUAUGUGUCUUUUUUUGAACAAAGUCUUCACUUGAAUCUAGUGAAAAAUGUAGUUUGAAACUUUUCUUUGUAUACAAGUGUAUUUGCCAGCAUCGUUGGUGUGAACUAGGUGAGUCUGCAAGUUUAUCUCCUCUUAGUAGAAUUGUAAACAAAGCCAUCGACUACGAAGGAGAGGCUGUAGCCUCCAGCUCUCCAGCCACAGGGGUCUGUCCCACCCAUUUUCAAAUGCAUCUUUACACUCUUGCACAACUGAGGAAUAAAUGUCCACUGCUUUUGGUCUAAA